ACUUUGGAGUUUUGUGUUCCAGCUGUUUUCAGAGCAGAUUUGUGUUUAUUUUCUGUUCUGUCAUGCAGGUUUUCUCACCUCCUCCUCUUCUACUUCUUCCAUCUGUUCUCUUGUUCUUCCUCUAUCCUUACACCCCAGCUGAUGGCGGCCACGUUCUUGUUUUUCCCGGCGAGUACAGCCACUGGUUAAACAUGAGGAGCAUCAUGGAGGAACUCGUCAGGAGGAAUCACUCUGUCACCGUUUUAGUUGCUGACGCAUCGCCAUCAGUCAAUUACAACAACAGCCGUGAUGCCACCAAGUUCAACUUCCUUGUCUUCAAGGUCCCGUUCAGCAGAACCGCACUUCACGGCCUCACUCUGGACUUCAUCCACUUCUUCAUACACGAGUUUCAUGUCUCAUCUCUGCUGAAGACGUUGUGGAAGAUGAGUGAUUGGCUGCAACGGUCGAUCGACUUGGGGAUGCGUCAGUGUGACGCCAUGUUGAAGAAUGAGCAGCUGAUGAAAACUCUGCGGGCUGCUGCGUUUGACGUCGUCCUGCUCGACCCGAUGGUGAUGUGUGCUGACCUGGUGGCAGGUGUGCUCGAUCUGCCUUUCGUCAUUUCGCUUCGCUUCUCGUUUGGCGGCGUACUGGAGCGUCACUGUGGCCACGCGCCGGCGCCGCCGUCCUACGUCCCACCCGCUCCGCUGCCAUACAGCGACCGAAUGACGUUUGUGGAGCGGCUGACGAGCGUGAUGACAUAUGUGUGGACAUCCGUGAUGAGCGAGGUGUUCUGGAUGCUGACACUGGAUAAAUAUUACAGUGAGGUCAAAGGAACUCCCAGCAGCGUGUGCCAGAGUCUGGGCAAGGCUGACAUCUGGCUCAUCAGGACCUUCUGGGACCUGGAGACGCCGCGCCCGAUUCCACCUAAUUUCAAAUACGUGGGCGGUCUGCACUGCAAACCAGCCAAUGGGCUGCCACAGGAAUUGGAGGUGUUCAUGCAGAGUUCAGGUGAUGCCGGCGUGGUGGUGGUUUCCUUCGGAUCCAUGGUAACCAACCUUACGACAGAGCGUGCUGAUGUCAUUGCUGCCGCCUUCGGACGAGUCCCACAGAAGGUGAUUUGGAGGUUCAGUGGAGAAACUCCUAAAACUUUGGCAGCAAACACGAAGCUUUCUGAUUGGAUACCUCAGAAUGACCUGCUGGGUCACCCAAAGACCAAAGUGUUUGUGACGCACGGCGGCACCAAUGGUUUGUACGAGGCCAUCUAUCACGCUGUGCCGAUGGUUGGAGUUCCGCUGUUCGCCGAUCAGUCUCUUAACCUCGCCCGUCUGAGCCGUCAAGGCGCUGCCAUCGUCCUCGACUUCAACCGUCUGACAUCUGACGAGCUGACGGAAGCGCUCCAUGCCGUCAUCAACCAGCCGGGCUACAAGUCCAGCAUGGAGCAUCUGUCAGCACUGCACCGCGACCAGUUGGUGGCGCCACUGAGCACCGCCGUCUUCUGGGUGGAGUUUGUGAUGCGACACGGCGGAGCACGACACCUGUGGCUGGCAUCACAUGACCUGAACUGGUUCCAGUAUCACAGUGUGGACACCUGUGCCACCCUGCUGAUCGCCAUCCUGACCGCCAUCGCCUUCUGCUGGGGGGGGCGGAGCUGCUGCAGGCAGCUAAGAGAGAAGAACGACUGACAAGUUAUAGUGAGGACUUGCAAACGUCCAUGUUGUGUUCAUAUCGCUGCUGCUCCCUCACCAGCGGGUGACGUAGGCAUUUCCUGUCAUCUUCUCCUGAACAGAUAUUUCUCCACGUCGAUGGAAAAGAUCAGAACAUCCAAGAAAGAUUUCAUGAAAAGCUUAAUGAGACAUUAAAGCUCUGAUCCCUGUG
Molecule: messenger RNA, 1854 nt
Organism: Scatophagus argus
Lineage: Eukaryota; Metazoa; Chordata; Actinopteri; Scatophagidae
Product: UDP-glucuronosyltransferase 2A1-like
Exons: 7
Coding region: 63-1661 (532 amino acids)
Molecular function (GO): UDP-glycosyltransferase activity
Source: RefSeq, a predicted model, not a curated record